Messenger RNA from Echinostoma caproni, 828 nucleotides. The record is from the annotation of a GenBank genome assembly. Lineage: Eukaryota; Metazoa; Platyhelminthes; Trematoda; Plagiorchiida; Echinostomatidae.
AUGGAUCCUACCUUUUGGGAUUGUUUGCACCUUCAGUUCAUCCUACCCCCGGUGUUUGAUAUUGUUUUCUCCAAACAUACCUGUCUUGGUUACGAUCGUAUGUUUCGCUAUUUGGCCGCGACUCGACGCGCACAGGUCUCAUUGCAACAGUUCUGGGCUGAUCAAACGGCACUGUGGCGUCGUACUCAUUCCCGUGAACAAUUUACUCGACAAAACGCCCUCGAGACUAUGCCAGUUUGUUCCCAGUCAAUCACAGAUCGUCGGCUCUUGGUUCGUAAUCAUAUGGCAUUCAUUGUGGAGAACAUCCAAUACUAUUUACAGGUGGAUGUGAUCGACUCCCAGUUCUGUAAUUUACUAGAUCGUAUUCAGUCUGAUCGGGAAGCCGAUUUGGUCCAAGUUGCCCAUGAAGCUUAUCUCGUCAGCCUGCAGGCUCAGUCGCUUCUGUUUCAACCAACAGCGCGACCAUGCAUUAUUCGCCUGCUUUCGGUCUGUCAGCAGUUUGUACAUGUCACGAGCCAGUCUCCGCAUAGUGUAUCCGACUUAGAGGAGCGUUUGAUAAAUGAUUUUCAACAACUCUCGGCCAGCCUGUUUCACUACUUGGAGAUUUCUCGUGCAACGGGAAUCCCUGCUCCCGGUGUUGGAUUGGACGCUGCAUCUUCCGCGUGCCGUUUCGACCAGGUCACUCGGCUCUCCGCGGAUUUGGGUCAGUUGUUGUUGCGUUUGGAUUUCAAUCACUUCUAUAGCCGUACUCACGGCGACUUGGACGUCGAACGAUCGAAUUCUGUGGCAUGGACUAAUGAUGUAGAAAUUGCCUUAGACUCUAGAUAA